AUGACAAUCUUUAGUGAUAUUGCUGAAAAGGUGACUAGUCUCUUUGAGAGCAGCGAAGAACCCAAAAAGGAAGAUGAUGAUUUCAUUGAACAACAACUCUUGAACGAGAAGCAUCGUUAUGAUUCAUUUGCUGCCGUCAGACACGGUGCUCAAGUCAAGUAUUUUAUUGAUGGACAAAACUACUGCUGGGCUGUUUCAGAAGCUAUUGACAAGGCAACCGAGUGUAUUUACAUUGAAGAUUGGUGGCUGACACCUGAGUUGUAUUUACGCAGACCUCCAUCUAAAUAUCCAGAAUAUCGUAUUGACCGAUUAUUAAAGAAGAAGGCAGAUGAAGGUGUAAAGAUUUACAUUGUUGUCUACAAGGAAGUCGAAAUGGCUUUAACCUUGGAUAGUGCUCACACCAAGGAAGCACUUCAAUCCUUGAGUGAAAACAUAAUAGUUAUGAGACACCCUGAUCACUCCCUCGGAGGCACCUUUUUCUGGUCUCACCAUGAAAAGUUUGUCGUCGUUGAUAACCAGAUUGCUUUCCUCGGUGGUAUCGAUCUAUGCUUUGGUCGUUGGGACACUCAUGCUCACCCCUUAGCAGACUUUCACGGAAAUGAUCCCGAAAGCGAACUAUUUCCAGGUCAAGAUUAUAGUGACGCUCGUGUGAGAGAUUUUGAUCAUGUCAAGGAUUGGGAUAUGCGUCUUAUUGAUAAAACUGUCAUUCCUAGAAUGCCUUGGCAUGAUAUGUCCUUGUGUGUGAUGGGUGCUCCUGUUCUGGACGUUGCACGUCACUUUUGUGAGCGUUGGAAUUUCGUUAAACAUGAAAAGGCUAAAGAUAAAGACAACAUUCCUUUCUUACAACCUCCCUUGGGUGGUAUGGGCUCUCAACAGAGAUAUAUCGAAGAAGACCCUGAGGCUCACCAUUACAGAAAAUAUCGUCACAAUCACAGAACUCACGGUGUAACGGGAACGAUGCGUACACAAGUUCUUCGAAGCAGUGCCAAAUGGAGCUCUGGUGUUGAACUUGAACACUCUAUUCAAAAUGCCUAUAUUGCUACUAUCCUUGGAGCCCAACAUUACAUUUAUAUUGAAAACCAGUUCUUUAUCACUGCGACCGAGAUGAACGAUGGCAGUAUCCUCAAGAACCAGAUUGGCAAUGCUAUCGUCAAGCGAAUCAUCCGCGCUCAUGAAGAACAAGAAAAGUUUAAAGUAUUUGUCUUGAUGCCCUUGAUGCCUGCAUUCCCCGCUGACUUGAGUACAAAGGAUGCAGCCACUGCUAGAUUGGUUAUGCAUUAUCAAUACAUGUCUAUCUGUCGUGGUCCUAAUAGUAUUGUUGAAAAGCUCAAGGCGACUGGCAUUGAUCCUGACGAGUACAUCCGCUUUUAUAGUUUAAGAAGUUAUGAUCGUAUCAAUCGUAGUAAGCUUGAAGAAUUGCUUGUCAAGGCAGCCGGUUACGGCAACACAACCCAACAACAAUUGGAUAACAUUGAAGGUCAUGAAGGAGAAGAGGCUGAAGUCGUUCAUCAUGCAGGUGAUCCUGACUUUGCUCGUGAUACCAAAGGUUCAUUCAAUGUAGAUGAAGAGGUUGAGUAUGGUCGUAUUCCUGAUGAUGACGAUAUUCGUCGCCAUCGUGAACAGUUGGAAGAAGGUAUUGCCUCUGAUUCAAUUGCCAAGGAUGCAAUGGAAGGUGGUGAUAUUGAAAGCGAACCUUGGGUGAAUGAUACAAAAUACUCUCAACCAAGAGAUGAUGAAGCUGAAAGAGAAGAAGCCAGUGAUUACGUUACUGAAGAGCUCUAUAUUCAUGCAAAGCUUUUAAUUGCUGAUGACAAGGUCGUCAUUAUGGGCUCUGCUAAUCUGAAUGAUCGUUCUCAGUGUGGUGACCGUGACUCUGAAAUUGCUUUAAUUGUUGAAGAUAAGGAUACGAUUCCUUCCAAGAUGAAUGGUGAAUAUUAUGAAGCUAGUCGAUUUGCAGCUACUUUGAGACGCAACUUAUGGAAGGAACAUUUGGGCUUGAUCCCUGAUGCACCACCUGAUGAAGUCACAGAUGCUAUGCUUCCUUUGCCCACACCGCAGAUAGAUACAACAGACAGCGAAGAAGAUAGACAAGUGAUGGACCCACUUGAUGAGGAUACACUUUCACUAUGGAACUCUACAGCCAAAACAAAUACCGUUGCUUUCCGUCAUGUAUUCCAUUGUGUACCUGAUGAUACAGUCACCACAUGGGAGGAGUACAAAACGUUCUACCCUGAUCCUAGUCAGAUUGAUAUUGGACAUGUUCAUGACCCUGAAAUGUCAGUAGAUGAAAUAAGAGACCACUUGGCUAAUAUUCAUGGUCAUUUGGUCGAAUUCCCCUAUCAUUUCCUUGAAAAUGUCGAUCUUCAAGGUGAAUCUAUUCCCUUUAUUGGAGAUAACAUACAAGAACUGUAUACCUAA
Messenger RNA from Rhizopus microsporus ATCC 52813, 2418 nucleotides. Its product is annotated as phospholipase D/nuclease. The record is from RefSeq and is a predicted model, not a curated record. Gene Ontology annotation, biological process: phosphatidic acid biosynthetic process; cell motility; intracellular signal transduction. Gene Ontology annotation, molecular function: D-type glycerophospholipase activity. NCBI's taxonomy places the organism in Eukaryota, Fungi, Mucoromycota, Mucoromycetes, Mucorales, Rhizopodaceae. The transcript is spliced from 16 exons. The coding region runs from base 1 to 2418 and encodes 805 amino acids.